This is a messenger RNA of Dissoconium aciculare CBS 342.82, 406 nucleotides long. RefSeq lists its product as uncharacterized. The record is from RefSeq and is a predicted model, not a curated record. The transcript has a single exon. The coding region runs from base 133 to 345 and encodes 70 amino acids. NCBI's taxonomy places the organism in Eukaryota, Fungi, Ascomycota, Dothideomycetes, Mycosphaerellales, Dissoconiaceae.
GAAGGGCAGAAAGGUAUUUCUCCGUACACACACACACAUAGGAAACCUGUCUUCCCGCACACCGAUCAGUCGAGCAAAAAGACACUGCUCUGCGCAGCAACAUUACGAUCCUUCCCUCCACGAUCCUUUCUCAUGACAUCACUCAUCUUCAGGGAUGACCGUCUUCGCUCGUUUGGCUGGGACCACGAGUUUUGGAACUUCUAUCUUAAGAUCUUAGUAUUAGUUUUGGGCCGGCUUUUUGAGUACCCAUACCUACCCCGGGUUUUUAUUAACGAAGUGAUGACGACGACGACAACAACAAUGAUACCAACAAUAGCAGUAGCAGUAGCAGUAGCAACAGAAUGAUACACCUUUGAUAGGUAGAAAAUGACUUUGAAUCAAUCAGCUCAUGUGCGAUCAUCAUGAU